This is a messenger RNA of Podospora bellae-mahoneyi, 3213 nucleotides long. RefSeq lists its product as uncharacterized. Gene Ontology annotation, molecular function: DNA-binding transcription factor activity, RNA polymerase II-specific; zinc ion binding; DNA binding. Gene Ontology annotation, biological process: DNA-templated transcription; regulation of DNA-templated transcription. Lineage: Eukaryota; Fungi; Ascomycota; Sordariomycetes; Sordariales; Podosporaceae. Bases 738 to 3056 code for a protein of 772 amino acids. The record is from RefSeq and is a predicted model, not a curated record. The transcript is spliced from 2 exons.
CAGGUCAGACCCCGCACUUUGCCGUGGGAAGUUGGGAAAAGCAGGGAAAAAGCUUAAUCUGAUCGAUCCAAUCGCAAGCUUUUGAGGGGAGGUGGUGUCAGGGGCUGUGUUUAUGCAGUGGAACAAAAGGAAAGCUUCGUUGCAUUUCUGCCCGAGGAGAUGCAGAGAGGAAUGUCGUGUUCCCAAGGGCGCUUGGGAUGGCUACUGUUGAAAGAGCCGACACCAAUGUAUGGGCCGUGAUUAAUAAUGCUGGUAUUGCACUAGAAAUCCCCCCAGCCACCUGAAGAUGUCUUGAUGCUUCUGCAUGGUCUGCAAUGCAUGCAGGCCUCUGGUGGUGGUGGUAGUGGUGGUGGCGCGGGGUUACUUUCCGGCCAUCUCUCGUGUCACUCCUUCUCCCAAUGCAAUCAUGCAGGCACCGCCUCCUGCAAAAGGACUCGAGGUAUUGACACUAUUGACCGAUGUCAACCCGGCGCUACAUUCCCUUCCCGCCAUUGGCUUCCAUCCGGCUUCUGCCGGCCUUCUCGAUGUCACUGCCUCAACUCUCUUCCGCUCCCGAUUUCGUUCGGCAUGGGUCCUGCCCGAGUGACUAAUGACGCAUCCCGGAGCUUGGAUUUAUCUUCACUUCUGUCCUCCUUCUUCGUAGGAUCAAGAUCUCGAUCUCUCCUCCCUGAGGUUUCAAUUUUGGGAAAGUCCAAGAACAUAUUUUGCUCGCAGGUUCCGACUGUUGGCACUUCGACAUGACUCUAACAUUCAGCCACAUGAGCGCUGACUCGUUCAUUGAGCAACAGCUGAAAGGAAGGAAACGACCCAGAGUUCGGGAAGCUGUGUCUUGCUGGCAGUGCCGGACGCGUAAAACACGAUGCGAUCGCGAAUCUCCCUGUGGCCAAUGCAAACAUCGUGGUGUCGCCACCGAGUGUAUUUACAGCACUCCCAAAGACCGCCAGGACGUUCCAAGAUCGCGAUCAAGACUGCGUGUUCCUUCAUCGUCCUCAGCUCCCUCACCAUCAGCACAACUAUCCCCUGAGGGCCCGACACAAACACACACGCCACCAGACAGCUGCUCAUCAAGAGGGGAAACACCAGAGUCCACACCAACAACGCCAUCACCAGCCGAAAAGCAGAAUGUUGCUCGGGCACCGAGAGGCAAUGCCUACAAGGGCACUGCGUUCAAGACUCGCGUGAUGGGUCUGAGCCAUUGGUUGGCUCCAUGUAACGAGAUGACAGUGUUGAAGGCAAUGUUGGAUCACUCGCCUGAAUUUCACACUAGUCGCAAGGCAUUUGCCGAGCUCAAAGCUCAGCUAAGGACAUACAACAAUGUCUCCGAACCGUCAGUGGGAAGAGACAGCGCCAGCCUUCGAUCGCUAUUACCCGAACGACAGGAAUGCGAGGCGUGGAUCGCGAAAUACUUCCAGACAUAUGGGCGCCUGUACGGAAUCCUCGACCAGCCAGCUUUUAACAGGGAUUUGGAACGCAUUUAUUCAGGUUCCCUCGAUCAUCCGGUGCACAUAUGCAAAAUCCUGCUAGCCGUCAGCAUCGCCAUGCAGAGCAGCGAACAAGAGAGGCACCGUGGGAGGAGAUUGGCGAGGGCUGUCGAGAAUUGCAUAUAUACACCAAAGUUCCAAAAGCCAUGUUGUGGUGUGGUACAGGUUUUGCUGCUAUUAGCAGUCAUGAAGAGCAUUUUGGCGUCAGAGACGGACAAGAUGUACGAUUUGCUUCCGCUUCAUGGGCUGAUCAGGGAUAUCACAACCAGCAUGGGUCUUCAUCGCGACCCAGCACUCUUCGUGGAGGUCACGCCGUAUUUUGCCGAGCUCAGAAAGCGCCUCUGGUGGUGCUUCGUGCGGUUGAAUUUGGAGUACUCGAUACGAAGUGGAACACAGUUCAGUUUGCGCUUGGAGGAAAGCGACUGCCCAUUACCACUGCCGAUCAGUCUCCGUACGUUAGACCGGGAAUCCGACGGAACGACAGACUCGGAUCUUGAAAGGACAGCCGAAAAUGACAUCAAGUUUUCGGUCGCUGCAGCAAAGCUGGCCCAAGUCAUUGGACCUUUACACCAAGCGCUUUAUUCACCCCAACCUCCUUCUACCAACGAAAUUCAGGCGCGUCUUCGAGCGGGAUUCGGGAAGUUCCUGACAGAACUACCACCUGCACUGAGAUCUGGCGCCAAACCCACAGACCCAAUCGAGGAGCUUCAGCAAUCUCUGAUCUCGAUCCCAAUGACCAGCUUCCUCUCUAUUACUGGACUGGGCAGCACAUUAGGCACAUCUCCAGAUGCUUCGCAACGCAGUCAGCUGUUGGAACUAUGGGACAAUGCCGCUUCUAUUUUGCACCAGUUCCGCAGUUUAUGUCAGAUUAGCUCUGACAUGAGCAACACAGCCUGCCAGCUAUUCUGGACCGAUGCUGCUCGUUCGGCGAUGGCAUCUUGCUGGAUUCUUGGCCGACUACGCCAGCUAGACAACAUCCGCAUUCUUUUCCACCCACAAAGGACAGGGUGUGUCUUCCGCGAGCUGUUGAUCAAAUCUCUGGUUUUUCUGCAAGAUCUAUGGCAGACGAGGUAUCACCUAGGAGUGGUGGCAGCCAAGUUCAAUUUGUUGCUAGCGGUCAGCAUCAACGUCACAUCAAACCUGUACGCCGAUGACGUCAACACAGACACAUCCAGGCAAAGACUCUUUGAUGGGGCAGCAACGGCAGCACAAGGGCUGAUUGCGAGUAUGCUGCAUGGCGUGCAGCUACGGCAGCAACAACAGUUCUCUGUGCCACUCAUUACGCUCGAUCCUCCAACUCUUAUGUCUGCUUCUGUGGAAUAUCCCACGUGGGAGGUAUCGGAUACUGGCAUAGAGCUGUUGGGUGUUCCGGACCCCUUGUCUCGGGCCAGCACACCUUUGCUGGGGCCUGAUUUUCUGCCUUUCGAUUAUCCCACGAAUGUGGACUUUGCUGGUGUUAUGUACACGAACAACGACUUUGACUUUGCCAUGGAGACUGGGGGGAUGUUUCAGGAUAAUAUGACGAUGGGGUUGCCGCCGUUUGUGGAGCAACAGGGAAUGGUGCCUUUGUGGUAGAUUUAUUGGGGGUGGAGUUUGGGGCAGGGAAAUAGUUAUUGAUACCAAAAAUGAAUAUGGAAAUGUCUCCUUCCAGUCUUACACUCCACCCCUCCCCAAGAAAGAGCUUUACAGACCAUUGAAGAUAAACAGCUACUCAUGCUUCAUGCCAGAUGCU